Moesziomyces aphidis is the source of this 513-nucleotide messenger RNA. The record is from the annotation of a GenBank genome assembly. NCBI's taxonomy places the organism in Eukaryota, Fungi, Basidiomycota, Ustilaginomycetes, Ustilaginales, Ustilaginaceae.
AUGGGAAACAUCUUUUCCUCGCACUCUCCCUCUCCCUCUCCUUCGCCCUCGCCCGCUCCUUUGCAGGCUAGACAGUCCGAGCCUGCUGGACGAGUGGACGCUGCUGGACAAGCCGAGGCUGCUCCACGAGAUGAGCCUGCUCGACGAGCUGAGCCUGCUACACGAGCCGAGCCAUUUAGACAGGCCGAACCUGUGGCGGAGCGGACCUGGCCCGGACGGGUUGCUCUGAAGCGCGACGUUGGACGCAUGCUGCUCAUCGACAUUAGCGAUGCAAACGUGACGUUCGACGCGCGCUUCAUGCUCGAGUACAUGCGACGCAGCGAGCUCGGCGAGCGUCCACGCGUGCGCCACUUUGUCGUCCACCACUUACCCCGCAUGCCGCGCGACGGCGUUGCGACUACGGCGAAAAUCCUGCUCGCCAUCGACCGGGAUCUCGAACAGACCAUGUAUCUGUGCGUCGACAACGCCGCCGCCCGCGCGGGCGUGCCGGACCGCAUGCUACCCGAAGCCUAG